This is a messenger RNA of Podospora pseudocomata, 273 nucleotides long. RefSeq lists its product as uncharacterized. Lineage: Eukaryota; Fungi; Ascomycota; Sordariomycetes; Sordariales; Podosporaceae. The transcript has 3 exons. The coding region runs from base 1 to 273 and encodes 90 amino acids. The record is from RefSeq and is a predicted model, not a curated record.
AUGUUCACCAUCCGACAAACGCAUGACUUUGGCCCACAGUCUACAUACAUAGGCAUUGACAACGACAACGGGUCGAUCUGCAAAAAGACGCUCGCGGAGCAAAGCAAACGGGUUGAGUUGGAAUCGGUCCGCUCAGCCGGCGAGCGUCCGUGGGGCAAGAGAAGACACGGCAAGACCCCUAUUUUGCCCGCGGACGUCCUGUCGAAACAUCUGAUGCUGCGUGGGGCCGAAGCUCAACAUGACAUCCAAGUUGAUUUGGAGUUGAAUGAAUAG